AGUGAGCGCGGGAGCCUCGCCGAGUGAGCAAGGGGCCAGUCCGCUACGAAGGCCGUGCUUACCUCUCAUAAUUAUUUCUUGACUGAUCGUGGGAAAGAAAGAGAAAAUACCCGACGUACUUGCCAAAGUGUGUGUGAAUGUUAAAUAGUGAGUGAAAAAAAUAACAAAACAAAAAAAAAACUGGAUGUUCUCGAGUUUUCAAAGAAUGGAAAUUUGAGACAGCUUUUAAAGAAAAAAAAAAUAUUGUGAAAAAUAUCUUUUCUUUUUUCGGAAGAUUAACUGAAAUAUAAUUUGCGUUUGGAUUUAGUGUAGUGUGUAAAGUUUAAAGAGACUUUGGUAUAUAACGUGUUCUUCGCAACUUCACUAUGUAUGUAACUGUGUUGUGGACAGCGCUCAGCCUCGCACUCGGGGUUGAAGUGCAGGGCGAGAUCAUCCGGGGUCUGCCAUGCAUCCAGAGACAUAAUCAGCUGUUUUGCCGAACAGCUGGCACUUCUUAUCCAACUGAAAAGAUUGAGCGGUUCAUCGACGACAACAAGGCCCUUAUGCGGAGAAUGUAUGGUGAAUUUCUAGAUAAUUUCGACACUUUACAACAGUCGCUCCAGCAGUCCCAGAGCGGCGGUCGCACCUUCCGCACGGGUCGUUCCGCCGAGUCCUUCGCCGACCAGAUCCCCGAACUCAUGACGGACUACCACCCGGACGACCAGCGCGGCGAGUCCUUCUUCAGCCACAUCCGCAAGAAGCGUCAGUCUCUCCCGGGCAGCAUCACACCCAAUCCCGAUAGGGUCGAUUCGUGCGAGAGCAAGACCGAGAUCGUGACCCCUUACUGGGCCAACAACUCCGCAGGGAAAGUGAGGGCCAUCGUCAACACCAAUGAGUUCUCACAGGCCAUCCACCAGGAAGUUUGCGUGAAGCAGUCGACGAAGAGGUGCGGGGGCGAGUGCGCGUGCGAGCAGAAGUACAAGUGGCACCGUCUCCUGGCCUACGACCCCGACAACGACUGCCGAGGGAUCUUCAUGGACUGGUUCCUCUUUCCGUCGUGCUGUUCCUGUCGUUGCACUCCUCUCUAAGCACUCCAGGGUUGUUCGUUUCUAGGGGGGAGGAGGAGGGGAUGUUCUUGUUUCUAGAGCUACUCCUCUCUGGAAGUCUAUUCUAGAUUUGUUCCUUCGUUGGAAUUUCUUCUUUCGAGAAUCAUUCCCCUUUUUAGAAAGCGUGUAUGGAAUGGUUCCCGUUUUUUUUUUUUUAUUUCUUUUGUCUGGAAUCUAACUUUCUCUAAAGCGCAUUUCUGGAAUCAUUCCUCUUUUAGAAAGCGUGUUUGGAAUGGUUCCCCCUUUUUUUUUUUCUUUUGUCUGGAA
Molecule: messenger RNA, 1352 nt
Organism: Penaeus vannamei (Pacific white shrimp)
Lineage: Eukaryota; Metazoa; Arthropoda; Malacostraca; Decapoda; Penaeidae
Source: RefSeq, a predicted model, not a curated record